Messenger RNA from Darwinula stevensoni, 1446 nucleotides. Lineage: Eukaryota; Metazoa; Arthropoda; Ostracoda; Podocopida; Darwinulidae. The record is from the annotation of a GenBank genome assembly.
CCACAGUUCUGCUUUUACUCGAGAGAUAGCAGCACCAACCUUUUCCCUGUGGCGGCUCGCUAGUCAGUCAUAACCGGCACGUGGUGGAUUGAGGCUUGGAUUGUGCAUUGUUCUCCAAGCUCUUGUUCUUCCUGAAGACAUACUUACGUGAAUGAAGAAACCGUAACAAAUCUCCAAAGAUGGCAGAGGUGGCGGGGACAUCGACGGCCGGUCAGGUGCAAGCACGCUUCGUCACAAAGCUACAAAAAUAUGCCAUUCCAGACACCCUGUACUCAAUCCCUACCAAGAUAGAUGUUGAUGGUCUGAGUAGUCUCAUCAAUGGUAUCUUGAAAGAGGAUCAUGAUGUGUGGAAGGAUGUAGCAUAUGACUUCCUUAUUGCCGGGGAGUUCCUACGGGUCUCUCUUGGUGAUCAACUGGAAGAAAAGGGCAUUUCCACAGAAGCUGUUAUUGAGAUUGAAUAUGUGGAGAAACUGCCAGCUCCUGAGCCCCAUAAAUCCCUACUUCAUGAUGAUUGGGUAUCAGCCAUUCAUGCAGAUAAGAGCCCCAAGUGGAUUUUGACAGGAUGCUAUGACAACACUCUACAUGUCUGGGACAUGACUGGGAAUCACAAAGUCACCAUUCCAGGGCAUGGAGGGCCCAUUAAAGCUGUUUCCUGGCUGGAGACUUCAGACCACACGCAUACUUUUGUCAGUGCAUCACAUGACCAGACAGUCAUGCUAUGGAGGUGGGAUUCAAGAUCAAAUGAGAUUGAGUGCAUCAGUAUUGGUCGAGGGCAUUCACGCAGUGUUGAAUGCGUUGCACCCAACCCAUCCAAGCAGAUGUUUGCCUCAGGCUCAUGGGACACCUACAUCAAAAUGUGGUCUGCUGAAUUGGAGGACCAAGGCAGUCAAGAUGAUGGAACAGUUCAAGAAGGCAAUGCUAAAAAGGUCAAAACUCUGGGCUCUAAAGUUCAAACCAGGGUCCCCUUAGUGACCAUGUCAGGACACACAGAAGCAGUUUCAGCUGUAGUGUGGCCCUCAGAUGAGGAAAUCCUGACUGCAUCCUGGGAUCACACGAUCCGUUUCUGGGACCCUGAGCUAGAGGGGAGCUUGGUGAAGGCAACAUUCACAGCACAUGAUGGCUGGGUGACAUGUGUCAAGUGGAGUCCAAAACCUUCCCAACCCCUCUUCAUUUCAGGGGGCCAUGAUAAAACGCUUCGACUGUGGGACAUCCGCAGUGUGAAGGCACCACUGUAUGACAUGAGUGGACAUGAAGACAAGAUUCUCUGCUGUGAUUGGUCUGCUGGAGGAUUUCUCUUGAGUGGGAGCACUGAUUGCUCUCUCAAGAUCUUCAAAGAUUCUCCUAGUGGGUGAAAGUUAGCAUUUCAGUCAAGUGAGACUCUUUUAUUCAUGUUUUUCUGUUUCCAUUCAUGGCAUGAGUAGGAAUAAAUUUCAUUGCCAUAUUGAA